Molecule: messenger RNA, 3447 nt
Organism: Tuber melanosporum (Perigord truffle)
Lineage: Eukaryota; Fungi; Ascomycota; Pezizomycetes; Pezizales; Tuberaceae
Exons: 14
Coding region: 126-3293 (1055 amino acids)
Biological process (GO): protein export from nucleus; ribosomal large subunit export from nucleus; ribosomal small subunit export from nucleus
Cellular component (GO): nucleus; cytoplasm
Molecular function (GO): small GTPase binding; nuclear export signal receptor activity
Source: RefSeq, a predicted model, not a curated record
ACAACCGUAGCCUGCAAACCAUCAAAUCCUUACUUGACCACUGCUACGUCUGAUAUACUUCAGAACACCGCCACUUCUCGAGAGCUUACCUGGGGAAGCUUUGCACCACCGUCCAGCACUUUACAAUGGCCGCUUUGACAAUAGAUGAGCUGGAUCUACAUGUUCGCAUGUUUUAUGAAGGAACAGGCGCAGAUAGAAAAAAUGCACAACUUGUUCUCAAUCAGUUCAGCGAGAGUCCAGACUCAUGGACUAUGGUGGAUAAGAUGUUGGAAUCGGCAAAUUACCCUGAGACAAAAUUCCUUGGGCUACGGGUACUAGACCAGGUCAUCCAGACGCGAUGGAAAGUGUUGCCAAAAGAGCAGAGACAGGGUAUCCGGAAUUUUGUCGUCGGGUUUAUCAUCCAAGAGUCGUCCACUCCCGAGAAUCUACACCAGAAGAGAAUAUUGAUCAACAAAUUGAAUCUGGUUCUGGUGUCAAUACUGAAGCAGGAUUGGCCUCAUGACUGGCCCGAUUUUAUUAAUGAGAUUAUUAGCUCGUGUCGGAGCAACCUCUCUAUCUGCGAAAAUAAUAUGGCUAUUCUGAGACUUCUUUCAGAAGAGGUGUUCGAUUUUUCGGCAGAGCAAAUGACUCAAUCUAAGACUAAGAAUCUUAAAACAACUAUGUGCCAGGAGUUCUCCUCAAUUUUCCAGCUCUGUUCGGAGGUUUUACAGAUGGCGGAACAACCAAGCCUCGUGAAAGCGACCUUGGAAACUCUGCUUCGUUUUCUUAACUGGAUUCCUCUAGGCUAUAUCUUCGAGACGCCUAUUAUCGAGACUCUACGCACUCGCUUCUUGGAACAGCCUGACUUCCGCAAUGUGACAAUGAAGUGUUUAACUGAGAUCGGUGGUCUUCAGGUUAAUCAAUUUCAGUAUGACGAAAAACUGGUUGAGAUGUUCACGAACGUCAUGACAACGGUUUCUAAGAUUGUUCCUUUAUCAACCGAUCUCCGUUUUGUUUACCCAUCCAGCAAUACAAGAGAUCAGGAAUUCAUCCAAAAUUUGGCCCUUUUCAUCUGCAAUUUUUUCACUCCCCACCUCAAGCUUAUUGAGAAUCUAUCGAAUAAAGAUUAUCUUACCCAUUCGCAUUUUUAUCUUAUCCGGAUAUCACAAAUUGAGGACCGCGAGAUCUUCAAAAUCUGCCUUGAAUACUGGAAUAAACUUGUGCAAGAGCUCUAUGAAGAGAUGCAUGGAGGGGGUGCUGUUCACCCUAAUCAUCAUGCUAAUUUUCCACUAAGGAAGCAUAUAUAUGCCGAAGUUUUGUCAAACUUAAGACAGGUCAUGAUCGAGAGGAUGGUUAGGCCUGAAGAGGUUCUAAUCGUGGAGAAUGAUGAGGGGGAGAUCGUUCGUGAAUUUGUCAAGGAGAGUGACACUAUACAGCUCUACAAAGCUACCAGGGAGUGCCUGGUCUACCUUACGCAUUUGGAUGUUGUCGACACAGAAAACAUCAUGUCGGAGAAACUUGCUAAGCAGGUUGAUGGCUCUGAAUGGUCAUGGGCUAAUUGCAAUACCCUAUGUUGGGCUAUCGGGUCGAUAUCUGGCGCGAUGAACGAAGAAACGGAGAAGAGGUUUCUGGUUACAGUGAUUAAGGAUUUGCUUGGUCUCACUGAAAUGAAGAGAGGGAAGGAUAACAAGGCCGUUGUUGCUUCCAAUAUUAUGUACAUCGUGGGCCAAUACCCUCGAUUCUUGAAGGCUCAUUGGAAAUUCCUAAAAACUGUUGUCAAUAAACUUUUUGAGUUUAUGCAUGAGACGCACGAAGGUGUCCAGGACAUGGCAUGUGAUACCUUUAUCAAAAUUGCUCAAAAAUGCAGGCGCCACUUUGUUGCCUUGCAGCCAGGAGAGUCGGAGCCAUUUAUCGAUGAAAUAGUACGGACAAUGCAGGCAAUUACUCGAGACCUCUCACCGCAGCAGGUUCAUACCUUCUAUGAGGCGUGUGGCUACAUGAUUAGUGCGCAAGGCCAGACGGGAAUACAAGAGCGCUUGAUUCAAGAUUUGAUGGCACUUCCCAACCAGGCUUGGGAUGCUAUUAUUCAAGAAGCCACCUCGAAUCUCAGUAUCCUGGAUAACAAUGAGACAGUCAAGGUUAUUGGUAACAUCAUGAAGACCAAUGUAUCGGCUUGCACCUCAAUUGGAAGUUACUUCUAUCCUCAAAUUGCCCGCAUUUUUAUGGAUAUGCUGUCGAUGUAUCGAUUUGUUAGCGGGAUGGUCUCUGAGGGGGUAGCACGAGAGGGCCCUGUGGCGCCAAAGAUGCCUCGUAUUCGUGGCUUGCGUACGGUGAAGAAAGAGAUUCUAAAACUUAUCGAUACCUAUGUCCAGAAGGCAGAUAAUUUGGAAGCGGUGAACAACAACAUGGUUCCACCUCUCUUGGAUGCUGUACUUGUUGACUAUAAUCGCAACGUUCCAGAUGCCCGUGAUGCCGAAGUUUUGAAUGUUAUGUCGACGAUCAUUAGCAAGCUACAUGGCCUAAUGGAGGACAAAAUCCCAAUCAUCAUGGAGAAUGUUUUCGAAUGUACCUUGGGAAUGAUCAACAAGGACUUUUCGGAAUAUCCGGAGCAUAGAGUGGAGUUUUUUAAAUUGCUUCGCGCAAUCAAUCUGAACUGCUUUAAUGCCUUGCUCAAACUUGAUAAUCGCCAAUUCAAGUUUGUCAUUGACGCGUGUCUUUGGGCUAGUAAGCACGAUAACCGCGAGGUCGAGGCUGCCGGCUUAAAUAUGUGCAUCGAAUUGAUCAACAACAUCGCCGAUACAAAUCCAGAGACCUCCAGCGCAUUUUUCCAGCAGUUCUUCAUUCCCAUACUACAAGACAUUUUCUUUGUUCUCACAGAUACUGACCAUAAAGCCGGAUUCAAGCUUCAGGCGUUGCUUUUGUCUAGGAUGUUCUACUUUGUGGACUCCGGCAAAGUUCACGCCCCUCUUUACACACCUGGCCAAGCCCCGGCUGGCACGUCGAACUCGGAAUUCCUUAGAGAAUAUGUUGCUGGACUUCUUCGCACGGCCUUUUCUCAUCUUCAGCCGGUCCAAAUCAAGACAUUUGUGGAUGGCUUGUUCGCUUUGAACAAUGACCUCCCUAAGUUCAAACUUAAUCUUCGUGAUUUCUUGAUUCAGCUGAAGGAGUUUUCUACGAGUGAUAAUACCUACCUCUUCGCUGAAGACCGGGAAAUCGCAGCUGAGGAAGCUAGGAAGGCCGAAAGAGAGAAAGCAGCAAAGGUUGGUGGGUUAAUAAAGCCAAGUGAAAUGGAUGAUCAUGAUGUUGAGCUGUGACUCACGGGGGGGGGAAACGAUCUUCCACUGUCUGAUCCUGGCCGAGUUGUCUUUCAUCCUGCUAGUAGUACCAGUAAUUGGGCUGAGGGGUGGUGGUGGGAGUGAGUACAAUUAGACAGUGCAAUUUCUCGCCAUUCCUAUAUCUAGUUUUCAA